AUGAUACGUGAUCACAUUGUAUUUGGUGUACGUUCCCACCAGAUAAGAGAGAAACUCAUCAAUGAAGGAUCAAACUUGACACUUGAAAAAUGUAUUGACUUGUCUCGCACUUAUGCAUUAAGUCAGACACAGCUAAGGGAUAUAAGCGGCCAAGCCCAAUCCAUCAAUGCAGUCAAGAAAUCCUCAGCAGCAACAGCAGCAGCACCAUUUAAGCAGUUUCGGACGCAAAUCAGGAAGACAGAUGGCAUUGAGCAUGACAGCACAACAAAUCAAGCAUUUGCUAAGGUCAAAGUUUGCUCAACAGAACUUAAUAUGAAAAUUGAUACAGGAGCUCAGGUCAAUGUUCUCCCAAGGUCAAUAUUCAGAUCAUUAGGCAAAUUAGGUCCUGUACUUCCAACACAAAAGCUAUUAACCGUAUACAAUGGUCAUCCUCUCAAAGUCGAUGGCUUGGCUAUCACAAAGGAGCAAGUGCUCAGUACUUACUCAGAUGUUUUUAACGGAAUAGGAAAAUUGCCAGGGGAAUUUGAAAUACAGUUGCAUGGCAAUGUCACACCGGUAGUUCACCCUCCACGCAGAGUUCCUAUUGCCAUUCGUGACAAACUUAAAAUAGAACUUGACAGAAUGGAAAGUUUAGGUAUUAUUAAGAAAGUCACAGAACCUACAGAUUGGGUGAAUAGUCUAGUUGUAGUAGAAAAACCUAAUGGCUCUUUACGGUUAUGCUUAGAUCCGAAAGAUCUUAACAAUGCCAUCAAAAGACCUCAUUACCCUAAUAGGACUAUCGACGACAUAUUGCCCGACUUGUCAAAUGCUACUGUGUUUUCAAAAUUAGAUGCAUGUAGUGGUUAUUGGUCUAUCCAACUAACAGAAAAGUCAUCUUACUUGACAACUUUUAACAGUUGUUUUGCAAGAUACAGAUUCCUAAGACUCCCAUAUGGCCUAAAGAAUGCAAAUGAUGCAUUUUGUGCAAAAAUGGAACAGUGUCUGGAAAAUUUGCCAGGAGUAAGACGACAUUGUUGA
Molecule: messenger RNA, 1017 nt
Organism: Ruditapes philippinarum (Manila clam)
Lineage: Eukaryota; Metazoa; Mollusca; Bivalvia; Venerida; Veneridae
Exons: 3
Coding region: 1-1017 (338 amino acids)
Source: RefSeq, a predicted model, not a curated record